UCAGCUCUUCAAGGAAUUCAGUCACGAUCAUCCAAUCAUGUUGAUUUGGAACUAGCAAAGUCAGCUUCUUGUUUUCUCCAAUCAUGUUGAUUUGGUUUGCCACCAAUGUUUCAAUUGGUGUUUACAACAUUUUCAAGUAUGACCCCUCCAUUCUCAAAGCCGUGUCGCCACGUUACAUCGUUAAGUUCUUCAUGGCCAACGGCAAGACUGCGUGGGAUCUCCUCGGAGCAGUCUUCUUGAGCAUCACAGGAGCUGAGGCCAUGCUUGCAGAUUUGGGGCACUUUAACAAAAGGGGUAUUCAGCUGGGCUUCUCUUUCGUGGUUUAUCCGUACGCGGGUGAAACGGCUUACCUAGUGAAGUACCCUGAGAACAUCACUGACGCAUACUACAGUUCUCUGCCGAAUCCAGUUUACUGGCCGAUGUUCGUUAUCUCCACGCUAGCUGCAGUUGUUGCAAGCCAGUCUAUGAUCUCCGCAUGCUUCUCCAUCGUGAAGCAGUCGCUGGCGCUCGCCUGCUUCCCCAGGGUCUACAUAAUCCACACAUCCUCCAAGCACCAAGGCCAGGUCUACUCCCCUGAGAUCAACUACAUUCUACUUAUCCUCACGGUGGCGCUCGUCGUCGGAUUCAAAGGCGGAGUCGAGCUCGCCAAUGCGUACGGCGUGGUGGUGAUAUGGGUCUUGAUGAUCACCACGUUUCUCAUGAGUCUUGUGAUGCUGGUGAUUUGGAAGACGAAUGUGGUGGCCGUGUUGGGAUUCUUGGUGCCGUACGUUUUGAUGGAGGGCGCUUUCUUGCUGAGGAAGAUACCGCAAGGGGUAUGGGUUCCGUUCCCCAUAUCGGUUCUCUUCAUGACCGUGAUGAUGUCGUGGACGUACGGAAGGAGCAAGAAGACGACGUACGAGGCCGAGAACAAGAUGAGCGUGACAGAACUGAAUGAGGCAUUAUCCAGCAUCUACCGGACUCCAGGGGUCUGUUUCUUCUUCACCGAUCUCGUCCACGGCCUUCCGCCCAUCAUCCGCCGCUACAUCCACCACAUGAACUCGGUGCGUGAGAUCAUGGUGGUCGUCACCAUCAGGACUCUACCAAUCAAAACCGUCUCGCCAGAGGAGCGUCUCCAUGUGGGCAAGCUGGGAAGCAACGGGGUGUACCGGUGUUUGAUCCAAUUCGGGUACAAGGACGCAGAGGACAUCGACGGAGCCAACUAUGCUGAUUCCAUAGCCGCAAAGCUCCUUGAGCUGACCGACGAUACCAGUGAGAAGCACAAGAUUCAGAGUUCGAUGCAGAAAGGGAUAGAGUUCGUUACUGGAAGGACUAUUCUCAAGGCAGACAAGAAGAGCGGUAUGCUUUCACGAUUCACCAUAGAUUAUCUGUAUAGGUUUCUGCAAAAGAACAGCAUGCCUGCAUUUUCAGCAGUUCGGACACCUUCCAACGCAACGCUGCAGGUCGGGAUGUUGUACGAGAUCUGAAGCCAGACUUCAGUA
This is a messenger RNA of Salvia splendens (bonfire salvia), 1478 nucleotides long. Its product is annotated as potassium transporter 26-like. Gene Ontology annotation, molecular function: potassium ion transmembrane transporter activity. NCBI's taxonomy places the organism in Eukaryota, Viridiplantae, Streptophyta, Magnoliopsida, Lamiales, Lamiaceae. The record is from RefSeq and is a predicted model, not a curated record. Gene Ontology annotation, cellular component: membrane. Gene Ontology annotation, biological process: potassium ion transmembrane transport.